AUGGCCAUAAACCCAGACGGAAUCUUAACCGCCAUCCGCAACGGCGACACCCUUCCCCCGAUAGCAGUAACAAACUACUUCAACGCCCUCCCCGCCGUCCCGCUCGAAAAACUAAUCGGCUCCUGGCGCGGAACGUGCGUGCAGACUGGACACCCGGUGUACAAACAGCUCACAGACCUGAACUGGGCCGGCAAAACUUUCCAUUCCAUCAACGACGUCGAUCCGAUUAUCGUCCGGGAACAACAACCCGACGGGAGUGUGAAGCGCGUUGCGAAUGGGGUCAUGGGAAAAGCGCGCCUUCGUGAGGUGAAAUAUAACGGCGUGGUUUCGGCAGCCAUGAUUUAUAACGAGAGGCCGAUUAUUGAUUACUUUCGGGGGGUUGAUGAGAGGACGAUCAUCGGGGUUAUGGAUGCGUUGGGGAGUACGGCGGAUCAUGGGUUGUUCUUUUUGUUGGAGAGGGUUGAGGAGGCACAGGGGAAGCUUUAG
Aspergillus calidoustus is the source of this 486-nucleotide messenger RNA. Lineage: Eukaryota; Fungi; Ascomycota; Eurotiomycetes; Eurotiales; Aspergillaceae. The record is from the annotation of a GenBank genome assembly.